CCCCAUUUUGCGUGUAUUGGGUUUGAUGAUUUUGUUUAUUUUUUGAAGAAGUGCUUCUCCAGUUAAUAAAGGGCAUUUUCUCCCCCCCCCCAUUGUGUACGAUAAAGAUCGGAUUUGAUUCCGUUGAGCUUCACGCUGAAGCCUCCCCCCAGUCUUUGGUGCGAGGAGAGAGUUGAAAAGGUAAAGUUGGGAUCAAUUUGAUUCGAGCUGAAAUGGCCCUUCGAUUCCUACAGGGGUGACUGUUGUUCUUGUUCUGCAUUGCUGAAUCAGUGGUGUGCAACUGGGGUUUGGGGUUUUUGUUUUCUUGGGAUUUCUUGAUUUGGUCAUACCCGAAUUUGCGAUCCCGGGUAGUUCUUGCUCGCUGGCGUAGAAAGGUGUUUGCUUUGCUCUGGCACGCCAAGUGUUUGAUGAUUUGUCUGAUUGAACUGUGGAACUUGGGUGUCUGAAUUGUUCGGGUGUAUGUAGAAUGUGGGGGAUUGAUUUGUUUUUUUCAUCAGUACUGGAAUUGUCUGAAACUUCAAGCUUGACUGGAAAUUGUUGAAUCUAACAAUGCAUCAUCAUCAUCUUAGGAAUGGUUAGAUUUGGCUAAAGAAGCUUUGAUACUGAAAUGUCUGGUAGCAGUUCAUCUCUAGAUUCUGCACAAUCUCCUCUUUCACCAACAUCUUAUGUCCCACCCCCACAGCAGAGUUCUCCUUCGCAGGACCCCUCUUCUGGGUCAGAUGACACCAACAAUGCUCCUCCGUCUUUACCGCCACAAUCAAAUCCUUCCAUUAAUGUGACAUCAACUCCUCCCAUCACAGCAUCUCCUCCUAUGGCUUCGCCUUCUCCACCUGCAGCAUCCCCCCGGCCAACCAGUCCCCCACCUUCAGCCUCCACUCCUCUGCCCGGAUCAUCAGACUCGCCACCACCAGCUAGUUCCCCACCACCGCCUGCUGAUCCUCCUGCUACUUCCUCACCGCCUCCCCCUUCUGAUAUUCCGAGUAACUCGCCUCCACCCCCACCUUCUGAUCCUCCUGCAAAUUCACCACCUUCCGAUCCUCCUGCUAGUUCACCACCACAGCUGCCACCUUCUGAUCCUCCUCCUAGUUCACAACCAACGCCGCCUUCUGAUCCUCCAGCUAGUUCACUGCCACCGCCUUCUGAUCCUCCGGCUACUUCACCACCACCACCACCACUGCCUCAUACAUCUAGUCCUCCACCCCAUGUCGAGCCCCCAAAAAAUGGGACUUCACCGCCCUCAAACUCUCCUGUCACCCCGCUUCCACCCUCUACUCAGCCACCACCAUCAUCCAAGCCACCACCAUCAUCUAAGCCACCUCAAAAUUCCCCUCCAACACCAACAGCUGAACCGCCUAAGAAUUCAACUCCACCGUUACCAUCCAAGCCACCCCAGAGUACACCGCCAUCUCCAGAAACCAACCCUCCAAGAAGUUCACCCGCUCCGCCAGCAUCAGUACCCCCUAAUAAGCCUCCUGGAAACCCAAAUAUUGUCCCAUCACCACCUAGUCCACAAGCAGGACGCCCACCAGAAGGAAUAGUACCAUUGUCACUACCCCAAAGUCCCCAAUCUCCUCCUCCUUCAAGUAAACCUUCUAACAAUAGUUCUAAUAAUGAUGGUGGGGGUAUUGGUACCGGAGGGACUGUAGCCGUUGGCUUAGCACUUGGCCUUCUAUUGCUUGGUGUUAUUGGAGUAGCAGGAUGGUGCAUAUGGAAGCGUAAGAAAAAGGCUUAUGGACUGACCGGUGGUUAUAUUUUGCCAGCCUCUCUCGGUUCUUCUCCCAAAUCUGAUUCUGCCAUUUUAAAAGUGCAAGCAUUAGCACAUGGUUCAGGAGGUGGUUCUGGUACUGAGUUUGUUGAUUCACCGAGGGAACAUGGUGCAUUUGGAAAUUCACGGUCAUGGUUUAGGUAUGAAGAACUACAGGAGGCAACGAAUGGUUUUGCAGAACAAAACCUUUUGGGUGAAGGUGGGUUUGGUGCUGUGUACAAAGGAUACCUUGCAGACGGGACAGUGGUAGCAGUAAAACAAUUAAAAAUUGGGGGAGGACAGGGUGACCGUGAAUUCAGAGCAGAGGUUGAAACCAUAAGCCGUAUUCAUCAUCGCCACUUGGUCUCUCUAGUUGGUUAUUGCAUCUCUGAGAACAAACGACUCCUCGUUUAUGAUUAUGUCCCUAAUGAUACCCUUCAUUUCCAUCUUCAUGGAAAUGGGGGCGCAGUUAUGAAUUGGCCAACACGUUUAAAGAUUGCCAUGGGUGCUGCUCGCGGAAUAGCUUAUCUCCAUGAAGAUUGCCAUCCACGGAUUAUCCAUAGAGAUAUUAAGUCAUCAAACAUUCUUUUGGACGAGAACUUUGAAGCUAGGGUUUCAGAUUUUGGAUUAGCUAAGUUAGCUCUUGAUGCAAACACACAUGUUACAACGCGUGUGAUGGGAACCUUUGGAUACAUGGCUCCUGAAUAUGCAUCAAGUGGCAAGUUGACAGAAAAGUCUGACGUGUACUCAUUUGGGGUUGUGCUUCUGGAGCUAAUAACUGGACGCAAGCCCGUUGAUACAUCUCAGCCUUUAGGGGAGGAGAGCCUGGUUGAGUGGGCUCGUCCUUUGCUGAGCCGUGCUCUUGAAAGUAAGGACUUUCAGCAUCUAACAGAUCCAGGCCUGGACAAAAGUUAUGUUGAUAGCGAAAUGUUCAGAAUGAUUGAGGCAGCGGCAGCUUGCAUUCGCCAUUCUUCUGCAAAAAGACCACAAAUGGGACAGGUUGUGAGAUCUUUGGAGAAUAUGGCCAUCUCCGACCUCACAAAUGGAAUGAGACUCGGUGAAAGUGAAAUAUUCAACUCUGCAGAACAAUCUGCAGAGAUAAGAAUGUUUCGAAAGAUGGCAUUUGGGAGUGGGAACUACAGCACUGAUUUUUUCCAGCACAGUAACUGAUUCGUCGCGGGGUAAAUAACUGUAGUUUGAUCUGUUGAUGAUUAAUUGAUAACCAAACGAGAGUUGGGUGAAGGGUACAUAUUUUUGUCUGAGAUCACCACGAGAGGCAGGUUUUUGCGUUUGGAACCAUGAAUAGAUUUUUAAGGUAGAA
Cuscuta campestris is the source of this 3065-nucleotide messenger RNA. The record is from the annotation of a GenBank genome assembly. Lineage: Eukaryota; Viridiplantae; Streptophyta; Magnoliopsida; Solanales; Convolvulaceae.